UAUCUCAUAAAGUGUGUAUGACUGGACACGAAACAUUUUUCUAAAUAAAUACAAGAAGCAAGAACAAAGGGAGAAUCAUUCUUCAUUCGUUUGUGUUGGUUUAGUUUUUAUUCUUUUUUCAUUUGUGCUUAUACAAACCACAAAAAAAAGCAAUGAGAGCAACACAUUUUGUGUUUGUUUUGGUUUGGUUCCUUGGUGUUUAUUUGCCUACUUAUUUUUGUGUCAAUGUUACUUAUGAUCAUAGAGCAUUGCUCAUUGAUGGCAAACGCAAGGUUUUUAUCUCUGGUUCCAUUCAUUACCCUCGUAGCACUCCACAGAUGUGGCCAGACCUUAUUCAAAAAUCAAAAGAUGGAGGAGUUGACGUGAUUGAGACUUAUGUUUUCUGGAACUUACAUGAACCGGUUCAAGGCCAGUAUCAUUUUCAAGGCAGAAGGGAUUUGGUUGGAUUUGUGAAGGCAGUAGCAGCAGCAGGUCUAUAUGUGCAUCUACGGAUCGGUCCUUAUGCAUGUGCUGAAUGGAAUUACGGUGGUUUCCCUCUUUGGUUGCAUUUUAUUCCUGGAAUUCAGUUCAGAACUGAUAAUGAACCAUUCAAGGCAGAAAUGAAGCGGUUUACCAAUAAGAUUGUCCAAAUGAUGAAGAAAGAGAAUCUCUAUGCAUCACAAGGAGGACCUAUUAUUUUAUCUCAGAUUGAAAAUGAGUAUGGAAACAUUGAUAGGGAUUAUGGUCCUGCUGCUAAAACUUACAUUGAUUGGGCAGCAUCAAUGGCUACAUCUCUUCAAACAGGGGUCCCCUGGGUUAUGUGCCAGCAGGCAGAUGCACCUGAUCCAAUUAUAAACACGUGCAACAGCUUUUACUGCGAUCAAUUCACACCAAACUCUGACAAUAAACCGAAAAUGUUUACUGAGAAUUGGAGUGGAUGGUUUCUUGCAUUUGGAGGUGCCACUCCUUACAGACCAGUGGAAGAUCUUGCAUUUUCCGUGGCGCGCUUUUUUCAGCGGGGUGGUACUUUUAAUAAUUACUACAUGUACCAUGGAGGAACUAACUUUGGCCGCACAAGCGGUGGACCUUUCAUUUCUACUAGUUAUGAUUAUGAUUCACCCAUUGAUGAGUAUGGAAUUAUUAGACAACCCAAAUGGGGCCAUCUUAAAGAAUUGCACAAGGCCAUAAAGCUUUGUGAAGAAGCACUAAUAGCUACAGAUCCAAACAUUACAUCUCCUGGUCCAAAUAUAGAGAUUGCAACUUACAAGACAGGAGAUGUAUGUGCUGCCUUCCUUGCCAACAUCGACACAUCGGAUGCAAAUGUUACCUUCGACGGCAAUUCAUAUUACUUGCCUGGAUGGUCUGUGAGCACCUUACCGGACUGCAAGAAUGUUGUAUUUAAUACUGCAAAGAUUAAUUCUGCAUCUACGAUUUCAAGCUUCACAGCUGAAUCUUUAAAAGAGGUUGAUUCUUUGGACGGUUCAAGUUCAGGCUGGAGUUGGAUUAGUGAACCGGUUGGUAUUUCAAAGAAUGAUGCAUUCUCAAAACCUGGACUACUGGAGCAAAUAAAUACAACCGCUGAUAAAAGCGACUACUUGUGGUACUCAUUAAGCAUUAAUGUUGAAGAUAAUGUUGGUGCUCAAACUGUCCUUCACAUUGAGUCGCUUGGCCAUGCCCUUCAUGCUUUUAUAAAUGGGAAGCGUGCAGGGAGUGGAGCAGGAAACAGUGGAAAUGCUAGUGUCAAUGUGGACAUUCCCAUUACACUUGUAGUUGGAAAUAACACAAUUGAUCUUCUGAGUUUAACAGUGGGAUUACAGAAUUAUGGAGCAUUUUUCGACACAAGGGGUGCGGGGAUCACUGGUCCAGUAACAUUGAAAGGUUUGAAAAAUGGCAGUACCAUCGAUCUCUCCUCACAAACGUGGACAUAUCAGGUUGGCUUUAAAGGUGAUGGUUUAGGUUUGGUUAGUGGAAGGGUUGGACAGUGGAAUUCACAAUCAACAUUGCCUACAAAUCAGCCUUUGACUUGGUACAAGACGAACUUUGCUGCUCCCUCGGGCACGAACCCAGUUGCAAUUGACUUCACGGGGAUGGGAAAAGGCGAAGCUUGGGUGAACGGGCAAAGCAUUGGGCGGUACUGGCCUACAUAUGCCGCUCCAAGUUCUGGUUGUACCGACUCAUGUGAUUAUAGAGGACCGUAUGAUUCAGGCAAAUGUCUAAAGAACUGUGGAAAACCAUCACAGACAUUAUAUCAUGUACCGCGAUCAUGGUUGAAACCAGACAACAACACUCUUGUUUUGUUUGAGGAAAGCGGAGGCGACCCUACAAAAAUCUCUAUAGCUACAAAACAGAUAGAAAGUGUUUGCUCACACGUAUCUGAAUCUCACCCUCCACCUGUAAGCAUGUGGAAUUUAGAUACAGAAUCAGGAACAGAAGUAGGUCCUGUAUUGUCACUGGAGUGUCCUUCUCCUAAUCAAGUGAUAACUUCCAUUAAAUUUGCGAGCUAUGGAACGCCGCAAGGGACUUGUGGAAACUUCAACCACGGACGUUGCAGCAGCAAUGGUGCUCUAUCCAUUGUACAGAAGGCCUGCAUUGGAUCAAGCAGUUGUAGCAUUGGAGUAUCAAUUAAUACAUUUGGAAAUCCGUGUAGAGGAGUAACAAAGAGUUUAGCCGUUGAAGCUGCUUGUACAUAGACAUGUCUGCUUCUAGCCUUUGUACUACCUACAUAGGGUUCAUCUUAUAGAUCAAGAUGAUUCCUGAUUAGCCUAAGUUAUAGUCAAGAUGGUAUUAUAGUUGUAAACCAGGGGGAGUAAAAAAACAGUGCAUUGUUGAUUGCAAAAAAAAAAAUAUUUGAAAGAAGAAAAAGUGGUCUCUAAUGCCUGUGUUAUGGUAGUAUUUUUACAUGAGAGUUUGGUUUCUAACUCACAAGACAAAAAGUUGUUCUCAAUUCUCACUCAUCAAAGGAACAAGCAAAUGGAUUAUUUCUUAUAA
Molecule: messenger RNA, 2967 nt
Organism: Cicer arietinum (chickpea)
Lineage: Eukaryota; Viridiplantae; Streptophyta; Magnoliopsida; Fabales; Fabaceae
Product: beta-galactosidase 8
Biological process (GO): carbohydrate metabolic process
Molecular function (GO): carbohydrate binding; hydrolase activity, hydrolyzing O-glycosyl compounds
Source: RefSeq, a predicted model, not a curated record